AUGUCCUUUAAAUCAGAGGCGACGGGCACUCUUCGCCUCAGCUGUUUCCCUCCCAGGAUUGUGCCGGCCCCUGAGCACCGGCCGCCCGGCACCGCCGCCCUUCGGCCAUCGGGGGGCAGUAGGCGUCGAGAAGGGACGCGCACGCUCCACGUGGGGCUCCGCGCUUCGCCUCCGCGACCGCCGAGUGACGCGAGCAAGGGCAUGCGAUCAUGGGAAAUGUGGUUUCCGAACCUCAGGACCACGGCGGUGCGCCCCCCGCCCGGCCCGGCAGAUCAAUUGGCCUUAUUUCCUCAGUGGAAAUCUCAUCACUACGAUGUGGUAGUUGGUGUGUUGUCAGCUCGCAAUAACCAUGAACUUCGAAAUGUGAUAAGAAGCACCUGGCUGAAGCAUUUAAUACAACAUCCGUCAUUAAGUCAACGUGUGCUUGUGAAGUUCAUAAUAGGUGCUCAUGGUUGUGCCGUGCCAGUGGAAGACAGGGAGGAUCCUUACUCCUGCAGACUGCUCAACAUCACGAAUCCGGUUUUGAACCAGGAAAUUGAGGCAUUCAGUCUUCCUGAAGACACCUCAUCAGGAAUUUCUGAGGACCGAGUGGUCAGCGUGAGCUUCCGAGUUCUCUACCCAAUCGUUAUUACCAGUCUUGGGGUGUUUUAUGAUGCCAACGAUGUGGGUUUCCAGAGGAACAUCACAGUCAAGCUUUAUCAGGCAGAACAAGAGGAGGCCCUCUUCGUGGCUCGUUUCAGCCCUCCAAGCUGUGGUGUGCAGGUGAACAAGCUGUGGUACAAGCCUGUGGAGCAGUUCAUCCUGCCUGAGAGCUUUGAAGGUACCAUCGUGUGGGAGAGCCAAGACCUCCAAGGCCUUGUGUCAAGAAAUCUCCACAAAGUGACUGUAAAUGAUGGCGGGGGCGUUCUCCGAGUCAUUACGGCUGGGGAGGGUGCCUUGCCUCACGAAUUCAUGGAAGGCGUGGAGGGGGUUGCAGGUGGUUUUAUUUACAUCAUUCAGGAAGGUGAUGCACUCUUACAAAACCUUCAUUCUCGCCCUCGAAGACUUCUUGACCACAGAAGUAAUCUCCACAGGGAAGACGCCUUACUGAGGGAGGAGAGCAGCGUGUAUGAUGACAUUGUUUUUGUGGAUGUCGUUGACACUUACCGAAAUGUUCCUGCGAAAUUACUGAACUUCUACAGAUGGACUGUGGAAACAACCAGCUUUGACUUAUUGCUAAAGACAGAUGACGACUGUUACAUAGACUUGGAAGCUGUGUUUAAUAGGAUUGCCCACAAGAAUCUGGAUGGGCCUAAUUUUUGGUGGGGAAACUUGGUCCUUUGUAGUGAUCAUAAAGGGGUCCGGCCUAAUAGUGGUAGGACAGCCGUCACGCCGACACGAAGAAGCCAACUGUUUUUGACUCUCAGUUUCAGACUGAAUUGGGCCGUGGACCGGACCGGCAAGUGGCAGGAGCUGGAGUACCCCAGCCCCGCCUACCCAGCCUUUGCCUGCGGCUCGGGGUACGUCAUCUCCAGGGACAUCGUCCACUGGCUCGCUGGCAACGCGGGCAGACUCAAGACCUACCAGGGUGAAGACGUAAGCAUGGGCAUCUGGAUGGCAGCCAUAGGACCUAGUCGAUACCAGGACGGCCUGUGGCUGUGUGAGAAGACAUGUGAGCCGGGCAUGCUGUCCUCCCCGCAGUACUCGCCGCAGGAGCUGACGCAGCUGUGGCAGCUGAAGGAGCGGUGCGGGGAUCCUUGUCGGUGCGAGGCAGCCGCGGGAGGGUUUUAACCGGCAGCGCUGCGGGAGCGGGCGCAGGAGCAGCAGCGUGAGCGGCCACUGAGCAGAGUCCCCCGAGAGCCCACGGUGGGGCAGCAGACGCCUGGCGGCCCGGGAUAGUGCUCGGUUGGCACUUUUUACCUGUAACCAACGUGAUCUUUCUAAAUGUUUGCACAGAAUGUCCUUUUUAAAAAUCAGCUGAUCCUGUACAUAACAAAAAUUUUAUUUCUAUAUUGCAAGACUUUGAAAAACACCAAACUGUUUUAUAAAACAAAAAACAUUUCUAAAACCUGAUGUAUCAUUUCUACUUUAUAAUUCAUUACCUAUCACUUUUGGCUAAAAUUGGCCUCGUUCAGAAAUCUUAGUAGCCAAGAAUGUGAAUUCCAGCCUGGAUUAUGGAAUGGCCCUGUAAGGCAUAAUUAGGAAAAUUAAGGGCCAAAAACAACUCACAGAAUGCUGUGUGGUCACUUAUACCAAAGUUUGGGAAUGGAAAUGUCUGAAUGAAGUGGGCAACUGGAAAAGGAACCCAUAUAAUUCUCAGUUCUGGACCUUGGUUUUAAAGUUCACUUAUUUAUUAAGUGAGCUAAUUACAGUUUUCUUUUGCCAUUUAACAUAGAUCCUGAAGGUCACAGUCUAGUACUAUUAAAAAAAAGCUAAAAUUCUGUGGCUGUAAAUCGAAUACCUCUCAGGGUUUUAGUGACGUAGGGAAAGGAUACAGCUAAAUAGUGGGCACUUAGAAAGAAUGAAUUUUUUCUUUCCUCCUGUCAUUGUGUAAUGUUUACCUAACCUAACUGAAUUCUGAUCAGAGAUGGAAAUCUUCUGUAGAAGAAUAUAUGCCCAGCUUAGGUACAACUGUAGGGAAAAGCAUAUAAUGUAUUUUUGUAAGUACUCUUAAAAACAGUGUGACGGAGGGAAGAGAUCAUAGCAUACGUUAUACAUAGAAGAGGCGGCUCCCUAAGUUUAAGGGACAUUUCCCAAAAUGACUAUCCAAAUCAAACCUUUUAAAACUAGUAGUAUCCAUAGAGUUCCACUAAAACUGGUCCUAUGACCGACAUUAUGUUCAGAUCUCAUUAGACUAGCUAGGUUCUAUUUAAUAUUUAAAUCUCCACAUACUGAAAUGUAUAGUCAUGAACUAUAAAUAUGAAAUAAAAUCAGAAAAUCAUUAGUAGGUGCAAAGCCUUUAUUACUACUGUUAUAUACAAGCCUAGAAAUGGUCUCUUCCCAAUGAAAAAUACCACCUUUUCUAUACUUAGGGCAAGGUGUAAAACCUCUCUCUUUUUCUAACAGAACUGUUCCAAUAAAUCCUUUAUUUCCGGUACCCCCCCCCCCGCCCCGAGUCAGGAUAAACAGUGCAGUCCCCGAACUUUCUUAGUUCACUGUUACCAUCGCACCAAUAGACAAUCUCCACUUUCCACAGAAUAAAACUGUAAUGACUGCUGGUCAUUUUCUAGUUCAAUCUCUCUGCCAGGCAUCUACAAAUAGAACAGAGGGUUGGGGUGAUAAAGACAGAUCCGUCUUAAUACAUGUGCCCCCUCCCAAACAGAGGUGUAUGUUUCCCAUUUAGAAGCAACCCGUAUCACACUUGGGGGACAUAAGCCAACUCUGUGUUCUGCUGGGCUACUUACUUUGGGGCUUUCAUAGGACAGCAGAAGUUCCGACACAGGAACUUUGAGAAGACGGGCCAGCAGUCCCUUCACCUUCUGAAUUGUCAUGGAGUCUGUCAAGGAAAGAAACACCCUCAGUUCUCUCGAAUGACAGUUACGUGUAGAACUAGCUCACCUGCCAAGACCCCAGUCGCAACGAUUCACGGUACCCGGUUCCCCGCGGCAAUCAGUAGGGAGAGGCUCGCCCACCGCGUGGACCCGAGAGCCGGUUCCACACCGCUGACCUGACCUGUGGGAAGCUGUGGGGAACCGAGCAAGUGUCUGACCGAAGUGCCCUUUGACAGUGGCUUUUCAUACCAUUUCAGUGGUGGUGAAUAUUUCCUCCUGCAUCUGAAUAAACCAGAAAUCAUCUUCUCUGCAGAGAGGAGUAAAUGUGAGUUAAAAUCAUUCACUUUCUAAACCUCUGUGAUUACUCGCUCAUGGAUGGCUGAGAGAACACUGGAGUGGGGGCUCAGGCGUCCAGAGGGCGCCUCUCCAUCACUCUGCCUUGGUUUCCCCCUCUGUAGAGCGACGGAGGGACCGGCAGUCCGCAGGCUCCCUGCGAGCGCACGCAGGGGACCUGCUUCACAAGCAAAUGCUUUGGUUUGUUCAGAAAACACUAUGAACUUCUUUCCAAAGAUGGGUGGUGGUAAAUACUGGAUAUUUUGAUGAGAAACAGAGUUUCUCUGAAGCUUUAGCUGGAGGUACAGCAAUAGUAUGGUGUUCCUACAAAUACCACAUGUAUUCAAAUAUUUUUCUAUCAGAAAUGAUUUUUGUAAAGCUGUCUGUGUUUUUAUGCAACUUGUGCUAAUAAAUGUUAUCUUUAUUUUAGAAUAAAAA
Leptonychotes weddellii (Weddell seal) is the source of this 4241-nucleotide messenger RNA. It is a transcript of the gene B3GALNT2, whose product is annotated as beta-1,3-N-acetylgalactosaminyltransferase 2. NCBI's taxonomy places the organism in Eukaryota, Metazoa, Chordata, Mammalia, Carnivora, Phocidae. Gene Ontology annotation, cellular component: Golgi membrane. The record is from RefSeq and is a predicted model, not a curated record. Gene Ontology annotation, molecular function: hexosyltransferase activity; UDP-glycosyltransferase activity. Gene Ontology annotation, biological process: protein O-linked glycosylation.